UCCCUUUCACCAUUGUACAACAUGAAAGGACAACAAAAAGGAUUGAAUAUUUUAAAUCCUUUUUAUUCUGCUCCAACAACCAUGUCCGCUUCAAUCCCUUUUCCCAUCGAUGAUAGACCAACAAGGGAAUAUAAAGUAGAGAAUACAAGUCAAUUAGACCUAGACGAUCCUUCAACUUAUAAACCAAGAUCAAAUGGAAUCUAUAUCGAUGUCAUAUUUCAACAAGCUAUUUGUUCUGGUUGGCUAACUAAGCACAAGGCACCUACGUUUGCUUUCAUGAAGAGUGUCAAGAAAAGAUUUAUUGUACUUGUUGAUCGUAUGCUCUAUGCGUUCAAGUCAGAAACACCUAAUACUUAUCGAGAAUUCUUCGAGAUCACUAAGGACACUCAUGCUUAUGUCACAGAUCAUAUAUCAGGUGUGCCAUAUUGCAUCGAAAUCAGAAAGAUGGGAUAUGACGACUACAGUAGUAAUAGCAGCUGGUACUUACAAGCUGAAGACGUAGAAACGAUGAAAAAAUGGUUAAGCCAUAUUAAACACGUUAUAAUCUGCUUAAGAGAAGAAAAGGAUACUAACAAAACGAUAACAAGAGAAAGACUGAGAGCAGUCAACACAGAAGAAGAAGAGUUCUCCAGAUUAUCAACAAGAGUUAUCAAUGACAAUUCCACUUCUUCUACUGAUAGCUCUUCCGUCGACACUACCGAUUACAUGUCUAGAAAAUCAUCAUUAAAAAUUAAUACGGGUAAUUUACCCCCUCAACUGCCUCCACCAAAAUCACUUCCUCCACCUACUCCAUCUUCAUACUCUUACUUGUAAGACCUAUUUAAAAAAACAUACAUAUAUUUAUACAUUACAUUCUGCAUUUUCCUCCUCCUUUACUUCAACUAAUACAC
This is a messenger RNA of Rhizopus microsporus ATCC 52813, 890 nucleotides long. RefSeq lists its product as uncharacterized. The record is from RefSeq and is a predicted model, not a curated record. Bases 22 to 813 code for a protein of 263 amino acids. Gene Ontology annotation, molecular function: SH3 domain binding. Gene Ontology annotation, biological process: signal transduction. Lineage: Eukaryota; Fungi; Mucoromycota; Mucoromycetes; Mucorales; Rhizopodaceae. The transcript has a single exon.